Messenger RNA from Brenthis ino (lesser marbled fritillary), 2418 nucleotides. Lineage: Eukaryota; Metazoa; Arthropoda; Insecta; Lepidoptera; Nymphalidae. The record is from the annotation of a GenBank genome assembly.
AUGCAAAAGCAACAGACGGUGGCGGUGGGGAAGUCAGUGGUUUUGACCUGCCAGGCCGACGCGCCCGACGCCGCGCUCGUUACGCAGCCACACUGGAGAGACCCUAAAGGCCUUAUAAUUAAUGAAGCCGCCGCCGGUACUCGACCCGAAAUCUACACAGAACCGAUGCCGGCAAAACAACAGCAAUUGCUAUACAUAUCGUCCAUCACGACCGCUAUGGCGGGCAAAUACACGUGCGAAGCGACUUACACGAACAUGCCUCUCAACGCUAGCGUUGUUCUCGACACAUUUGUGGCUAUUACAUGGACAAAUGCAAAUGAAAAUCAGUAUGCUACAAAAGGAAAAGAUUUCAAAGUUAUGUGUGAAGUGACCGCGGAACCUGCACCAUCUGUGGAUUGGUUCAAAGAAGGGACACCAAUUUUAACGGGCGACAGAUACGUUAUUCACGCAAAUGGUUUAUUAAUUAAAAAUGUUCAAGAGAGCGAUGAUGGAACUUAUACUUGCCGAGCCGUUGUUAUACAAACUGGCGAGUUAGCAGAGCGAAAUAUUAAACUUCAGGUUUACACUGCACCGGAAAUGGAAGAACGUGAACCAAAAGUUGUUAUCAAAGAAGGUGAAUCCGCCUCUAUUACCUGUAAAGCUCGCGGACAACCUCCUCCCACAUAUUCUUGGAUCAAAGCCUCUACGCGAGAGAACCUCGCAACAACAUCACGCUUCAGUGUAAACGAAAUCGAAGGAAUCCUAAGAAUCGAUAGAGUCGAGGCCGGUGAUUACGGCAAAUAUAUAUGCAGUGCUGUAAACCAAGCGGGCCAUAACGAAACCGAAUUGGAAGUCGAAGUUUUAGUCAAACCGAAAAUAUUUGAAUUAUUAAAUACAACAUCUGCCGAAAAUACCGAAGGGAGAUUGGAAUGCAGAGCCUCUGGUCGUCCGGCUCCGCAGAUAAGCUUCAGAAAACUUAGUAAUAGCAAUCGUUUCUUAAAUGGUCCUAACGAUGAUGGAAGGAUUACUAUAGAAACAAGUAGUCGUCAAACCGGAGACCAAAUGCAAUCUAGCGCAGUUAUAACAAUUUCAAAGUUGAACAGGACCGAUGAUGGAUUAUACGAAUGCGUCGCGGAAAAUGAAGGUGGAGAAGACCGAAAAAAUGGUCAUUUGACUGUUCAAUUUAAACCUUCGUUUGAACACAUGUUGGACACACCUAUUUGGAGUUGGAACGCACAACCAGUUAACUUAAGUUGUAUUGCUGAAAGUAUACCCAAUGCUACAAUUAAAUGGAAGUUCCAUGAAUACGAUUUAGUAGAGUCCCCACACGUCAGAAUAUAUGGAUCAGGACCUAUUAGCUACGUGACCGUCACACCAGUAGACAGAAGCUUGUACGGUAUUUACAAGUGCCUGGCGACCAAUACCCUCGGUGAAGCGGAACAUAUCAUCCAAUUGAGAGAAGCAUUCCCACCAGGGCCCAUUUCUCAGGUGAAACAAGAAACAAUAACGGCGACAUCCGUAUCAUUUAAUAUUCUUGGGCCUGGUGAGGCUAUGGGACCCCCGAUACAAGCGUAUACAACCCAAUAUAAAGAAAAUGGCAACUUCGACUGGAACCUUGCUAUGAAUAGGACAUGGUCCAUAAACUCCCCGUACAUUGUUGAGAAUUUGAGACCAAUGUUCACGUACGACUUUAGAUUUGCUGCAGUGAACAGAGUUGGUACUGGAUCUUGGGGUGCACCUUUAACCGUCAUUAUGCCUAGAAGAUCACCACCGGAACAACCGAAAUGGAGGGAAGAUGUAAGUUCAGAGUCGUUAAUACACGGCAAAUAUGCUGAUCGGUAUGAACUACAAUGGAAAGUACCGGCGCAUAAUGGAGAACCCAUCGAUAUGUACGAAGUCAGCUAUUGCCCAGUCUUGAAAGUAAGUGGUGAAUGGCGUGUAUCAGGCGAAUCUGACUGCGUUAUUGAAGAAUUGAAAUCGUAUGAAGCUAUCAAUUAUGAAAUACGAGGUCUACGUCCAGACACUAGAUACAGAAUACAUGUUCGAGCUCACAACAUUCUCGGAUAUUCUCUCCCAGCUCAACUAUACCUACAGACAGCCCUUGGUAACCCAAGUGGAAGUGUGGAACGUUCUGGAUUUGCGCCUCCUCAACUAUUAUCAAGUGGAGCUAUCAUUGGUUUGGCAUUGGCUGGAGUUCUAAUUUGUCUCAUAAUCGUGGAUCUCCUUCUAUUGUGCUUCAGACGACAAGGAGUCAUUGCCAUUAUAUGCGGUAAACGUGUCAAGAAGCACAAUGAGGAUGAAGCCAAAUUGGGAAGAGAUGAAAAAGAACCCCUCAAAGAAACUGGCGAAGACGCUAUAAAAAGGAACUCUUCAGUCGAAUUCGACGGACGUCGAGUGUACGCGACGAGCGGAACGAUUAUCGGUAAAAACUCAGCAGUC